Molecule: messenger RNA, 312 nt
Organism: Arabis nemorensis
Lineage: Eukaryota; Viridiplantae; Streptophyta; Magnoliopsida; Brassicales; Brassicaceae
Source: the annotation of a GenBank genome assembly
AUGGAGUUUUGUCCUACAUGUGGGAACAUGUUGCGUUACGAUUAUUCAAAAUUCGCCUGCUCGACAUGUCCAUACAUCGCCCGUAUCGAAAGACAGGUAGAGAUAAAGAAGAAGCAAUUACUGGUUAAGAAAUCCAUAGAACGUGUUGUGACUGAGGAAGAUAUACCAACAGAGGCUGAAACCGAAGCUCCAUGUCCAAGAUGCGGCCACAACAAAGCAUACUUCAAAUCAAUGCAGAUUCGUUCAGCCGAUGAGCCAGAAUCGAGAUUUUAUAGAUGCUUGAAAUGCAAUCUAACUUGGCGCGAGGAAUGA